GUUUGAGAACAAAACAAAGAAAAUCUCCAGUGCCCCAUAACAUCUAAACAGCUGAGAAUUAUGAGUGCAUUAUAAAAUGUAGUUGCUAAGGUUUGCAGAACUACAAGGUCCAACAGCACUGAUUACCUUGUUUGGAAACUAUAUUCUUAGUUUUCUUAGAUUCUGGUAUAUUCUUCGGGUCUCCAGAACAGGGCAGCAGAAAGUGCUUUACUGCCCUCUGGUGGUUUGGAUUCGGAUGUUACCUUAUUUUUAACCCCUUACCUUUUAAUUUAAUGACAGUCCGAUUUACAUAUACGUUUAGGUACUUAUUUGAUUUAACAUUCAUUUUUUAAUUAACAAAUUUUGAAGAGCAACCACCAUUAUAAAAAAGAGUAAAAUAGAGCACGACCUUUUUAAAGCGGAAAUGUUCUUAAGAUAGUAUGGGUUUCUAAGGGACCUUAGAUGGUGUUACACACGAGUACUGCGCAUGGUGUUUUGUAUCAGCUGAAAGUUAGAUACUGCAAUCCAGGAGAAAGUUACGUUCGGAGCAGUUGUAGAAGCCUGCCUUGUCUCCACAGUGCAGAGCUGGUUUGUAGAUGUUGAACACCCUGGGGAAACGGGAGAGGUGUCGCUGAAGUCCUGACUGCAGGUGUGUCUUUUCUCCCCUCCUCCUCCUCUCCCGUGAGGACAGCUCGCUGCUGGACGGAUGGAAAGGCUGGAGGUCGCGUUCGCGGCCCUCGCUAUCGCCAGGCGAGCGGAGCCGAUGGCGGAGCCCACCUACCUCCUGGAGCUGGCGUGCGCGGAGCGGGCGGCCGGCUCCGCGGACCAGCUGGUCGCCGUGUCCUGCUCCGACUGCUCCAUCCGGCUGCACCACGGCCACACGCUGAGGCUGCUGGGGCGCUGCAGCGGUCACGGCGGCCCGGUGUGCGGGGUGAGGUUCGCCCCGGCCUCCGGCAGCCUGCUGUUCUCCGGCUCCGCCGACGGCACGGCGCGCUGCUGGGACGCGCGCAGCCCCGGCUCGGCCGCGGUUCAGGUGUUCCGGGGCUGCUCCGCGCACGCCUUCUGCAGCUUCGACGUCAGCCCCAGCGGCGCCGUCCUGUGUGCCGGCACGGAGCGGCUGGAGGAGGACAGCUUCCUGGUGUUCUGGGACGCCCGGAUGGCGGGGAGCGGCGCGGGCGGGGGGGCACCGUUAGGGGUGUACUCCGAGUCCCACAGCGACGACGUCACCCAGGUCCGCUUCCACCCCCGCGACCCGGACCGCCUGGCCUCGGGCUCCACGGACGGCCUGGUCAACGUGUUCGACAUCCGCCGGGGCUCGGAGGAGGAGGCCCUGCUCGGCACCUGCAACUCCGAGUCCUCGGUCAGCCGCGUCUGCUGGGCGGGCCGGGGGUACGGCCAGCUGCUGUGCCUGAGCCACGACGAGGGCGUGUACCUGUGGGACACGGCCCGGCUGGACACCGAGGAGCCCCUCACCCUGCUGAGUUCCCCUCGGGCCCGGGAGGCCGCGCCCAUCGAUGGGGGCGGACCCCUGGACUACUUCAUCGGCGGCGCCUGGCUGGAGGCGGAGGAGAAGCUGCUGGUCCUGGGCGGGACGCACCGCGGGGAUCUGUACCUCCUGGACUGCGGCCCCGGGGGGCUGAAGCAGGUGUGUGCCCUGCGGGGGGGCCACUCCGCCACCGUGCGCUGCUUCCACUGGGACCCUGAAGGGGGCGCUCUGCUCACCGGGGGGGAGGAUGCACAGCUCCUGCUGUGGAAGCCGGGUGCCGUGGAGCUGUCCAGCGACAAGAGAAGCUCUCUGAAGAGCGCCCCAGCCCUGCGGCACAAAGCCAGAGCUCGCGACAUCGGCAGUGGGAAGAGGGAGAAGAAAUGAGGGAUAGCGGUCUACCAGUGAGACAGGAGAUGAGGCUCCUUUGAAAUGCAGCAGGAAUAUGUCAUUAAGACGAGAUGGCACCCUGGAUUGUAGGGUAUGUGUCCAUGUAAGCCGUACAGGGUGAAUGAGAAAAGGCCUCUCCUCUGAUACAGUACGUAAUGAAUGAAUCGAAGAGCUGUAUGUUACCAUAUCAGUGCAUCUCGAAGGUGAUCCCCCUUAAACUACAACCUUUAAGGGGGUUGACUGUAUUUUCUACAACCAGACCUCACUCUGGUGCCCUCUAAUGGGCCUCUACAGAUGCUGUUUCAGACCCAAGGGUUGAGAAAAUGUGUGGGGAAGCAGAGAGCAAGGCAAGCCCCUGCAGUGUCUUUGUGCGCUUCAGAUGACUUGAACACUGAACGUUCAGGGAGUUGAUGGGGUGUACGGGGGUUCAGAAACAGCAGUCGUCUUUAUCCCGUUUCUGAUUUACUGAAGUUAAUAAAAUUGUACAAAACGAUACUUCAGACUGUAUUCUGAAAAUAAUUGAGAAUGACACUUAUUGACGUGUUUAACCCCUAAAACUGAAAAAACGUUCAGACACUGCUUCACCGGGGUUUGAUGGCAGGAAUCUCUGGAGCCCUAAUCGAAAGGUAGUGGGUUCAGAUCCUUGCUGUACACGCAGAGUACAAGUACUUCAUGCCAUAGACUUCAUAGACAUUCUCAGUCUGCUCAAGCAGCAAACAGCCUGGGAUAAGCUCAGCAGGAUGGGCUGCUAGUCUUGAGCGUGGACUUUCCCCAAGGAGCAGGAGAGUGCACUCUGCCUGAUUGGUCAUUUGUAACCACUGGCUGGUGAAUUGCUUCAUGCAUCUUUCCCAGUGGAUUCAGACCAUUCUGUUAGUGAUUAUGCAGAAGUUAGAAUGAUACCUGCCCUUUCUGAACGGUAUUUCUGAACGGUAUUUUGAAUGAUUUCAUCCAAACUGGAGUUUUAAUGCCGUGUGCUGUUCCGUGCUCUGCCACACGGACAUUGUUAUUUUGCCGAUCCCAGUAGCAGUGUACUUCCUGUGAAAGUCAGGCAGAUACCACGUCCUGUGAGGUGCCAUGUUCUUUGUUUGUUCUGCAGCAAAAAAUAACAUGAGUACGUGAUGGAAUUUGGAGAAAUGGCUCCAUUCUUUUCCACUGAAGUCAGUGGGACUGUCGAGCUGCUCUCUGUUCUGCAUUUGUCUGUUUUGACUCAUACUGCAUUAUUUGUCAUCGUUAAAAAUGGAUGAAUAUUACUGUGCAGCACAGAAGCCAAAUGAAAUACUGUGAGCAUGGUUGUUUUUGAAUGGCUAUAGUAGCAAUACACUUCAUUAACUUCAGGUUAUUAUACAUCUUUUUCCUAAAAUAAAAGCACGCUUAAAGGUUUUA
Molecule: messenger RNA, 3235 nt
Organism: Lepisosteus oculatus (spotted gar)
Lineage: Eukaryota; Metazoa; Chordata; Actinopteri; Semionotiformes; Lepisosteidae
Gene: wdr89
Product: WD repeat domain 89
Molecular function (GO): protein binding
Source: RefSeq, a predicted model, not a curated record